CACUAGCAGGAUCAUCCCUCACCAUUGAGGCUUUUUGUUAUCUUCCCAAGAAUAAUCUCUUUUUUUUUGGUCUGAGAAGCUCUCAUUGUCUUUUGUACAUACCUCUACAACGUUGGCAGGUGGAUGCAAAAACCUCAUGUGGUCAUGAAAUCCAAUCACCACAUUCCUAAAUCGCCCAAAUGCAAGCGGUCCACUUCAAUGGUCGCUUUCACCCUUCCGCCGACACUUCCUUUGCGUACUCACAAAGAGUCUGGUGUGGAUGGCAAAAUCACCCGCCAGUCAAGUGCCGCAGGUCCUACUCUCCCCCGCUUACCAUCCAUACGACGACGAGAAGCAUCGGCGCCAGUGGUAAGACACAAGGAACCCUUAUUACAGGACGCAAACCGAGUUGAAGAGGACAAGCGAGGACCCAAAAGUCCCAAACUCGGGAAACGUCAACCAAAGGGUAGCUUGUGGGUAUCUGGCGAAUGGGAACGAGGCUUUAGUGCUGAUGAUGAGGGGAGCUCGUCGUCUUCCAAUAUGAACAUUCUCAGUGCAUCUCCGACGAGUGGAGUCAGUGCAGGGAAAGCCCUCGAGUUUUUGAAAAAGCGGGGAAGCAGUGCUACGUACAAGCGUUUUAAAUCUCAGCUCAUGGCCCGAGAAGGAUCCCUUUCGAACGAACUCAAAUCCAAAUUCAAUGACGACCCCGAACCAGUUUACGACGACCUCAUCCUUGCAACAGCUAAAAAAAUGUACAAACGACGACAAUCAACGUGCGUCCCCACGACACUGUCACGUAGUGGGAGUAAGGAAAGUGUAGUGGACGAAUCUCAGCCGGAACUAUCCGCUGAAGUGAAUGGCUCGAGUUCGGAUGGCUUGACAAGUUCGCAGGAAUUGGAUUUGCUAUUUGGGGAAAAUCAAGGCAUUGUUAAAUCUCGAUCAAAGCGGGCUGCACCGGGUUCAAACGGGACUUUGGACGGAAAUGGAACGUCCACGCUGAAAUCUCUCGAGUCCUUGCGACAUGAUAGCAAAGAACUGACUGGAGAUCACCCUCCUCACAGUAAAACAGUGGACAAUAUUAUAUUAGAAACCGGAGGCAUCUUGGUCAGCAGCGACGCGAUGAGUGAGACACGAGCACCCAACCUUUCGAGUACUCGUAAACCUGUCAGCUUUGUUGAUGCGAAUGAAUCUAUUGAUCCUGCACCGUGGGUGCCCGCAGUUGGGGUAGAACGUUUUCGUGAGGCUACCGCUGCUGUUAUAGACGGUUUACGGAACACUCGAGCCAUGGUCAGCGGCUUCAACAUGACACCUUCGACUGAUAUUCUGGACAUGAGCACUGCUAUCAUGAACUUUUUAUCCAGAUUGAACUCAAGUGACACUUUCCGCUCUUUCUCUGUUGAAACCUUUGUUCCCGACGAUGUGCGAAGAGCUCUGAACAAGCAACCACAGGAACGGACAGAUGCAGACGUAACAGUCAUUCAGUCGCAUAUUACAAAAAUGCGAGGAUUGCAGCGGUUGCCUCUCAAGGUCCAAAAACAACUGAGUAGAGUCAUGGUGCUUGAAACGCGUGAGGCCAGUCGAAUUAUUUAUAAACAAGGUCACCAUCCAUCCUCUUCGUACGCUGUCUUGACGGGAUGCAUAUGCCUUGUACGGACCAUGGAUGCACCUAGUGACGCUUCGACACCAUGGGACAAGAGAACCUUCCGCUUAAUCUCCGAGCAUAGAAGCGGAGAUGCAUUUGGUACCCAUGAGACGCAAACGGAUUUACCCCGACUUGAUACGGCGAUUUGUAAAGAGCGCACAGAAUUGGUUCGAAUAGAUAAAUGGGAUUACCAGGAAGCUGUAGAGGAUCUUGCAAACAAAGAGGAGAAGGAGAAGCUGGACUUGAUUCGGGAACAUGGUGUCUUUAAGACUUUGAUUGUUGGAACAACUUAUUUGAACCGCCACACCGAAGUGGUGACGUUUCCACCCAAUGUGACAGUUUUUGGACCGAAUGAAGGCGAUGGAUACGUUUACAUUCUCAAAAGCGGCAUCUGUCGAGUGGUUCGUAAUGUGGACUUUAUCAAAACAAGUUUACCAAAUGGGACCUUCCUGCUUAAAUAUGACGAAAAGAAGGAAACCUACCUCGAAGCCAACGAAGACCGCGUAUCAAAGCUGCUUGUAGUAGAAACCUUAUCGCCAGGUGCAUUUUUCGGUGAGGAGCAAUUGGAAAUCAUUCGCGAUGAUUCAAAGAAAACAGAUGAACCCGCUCCCAUUGCAAUGAAUCCACCAGUACCCAACAAAGCCAGAAGAAAUAGUAUGGUCCUUGUAGCCCGGUUACCAAGCCGUCGUCAAAGUAUCAUUCCACCUCAAUCGCAUACUGCAAUACCUAUACCCUCUCCACCACCCCCACCCCCCACAACCCGCACAAUCAUCACCAACGAUCGAUGUGAAAUCCUUCGUAUGCUUGCUGACGAUUUUGCCCGAAUUGCAACGGAUGCGACUGUCACGUAUUUGCGGGGUCGUGCGAGGUCUGGUCCAUCUGAGGCAGAGGCUGCUCACGAGUAUUUGAGAAUGAGAGAAUGGGGAAUGCAUAAAAGAAAAGUUAUUCGGGAGGUUGUGGGACUAAAAGGAUAGUUUUGGGAUACAUUUUAUAUAGACUGAUUUUUGUCAGUGCGAUAGGUCCAAGUUGGAAAACUUGGGGCUGUGUAAUUUAUGGUGUGUAGAGAUGAUGGUUAGAUAGAGUAGGUUGUUGAGACAAAUAGGUUUGCUUUUUUCUUUUGGAUUUGAUGUGUAGAAUUGGAACUUUUAAAAAUAAUCCCCCGAUCAUACGAAUUACAAGA
This is a messenger RNA of Spizellomyces punctatus DAOM BR117, 2801 nucleotides long. RefSeq lists its product as uncharacterized. The coding region runs from base 124 to 2595 and encodes 823 amino acids. The record is from RefSeq and is a predicted model, not a curated record. Lineage: Eukaryota; Fungi; Chytridiomycota; Chytridiomycetes; Spizellomycetales; Spizellomycetaceae. The transcript has 4 exons.